Messenger RNA from Oryzias melastigma (Indian medaka), 3175 nucleotides. RefSeq names its product gastrula zinc finger protein XlCGF57.1-like. The record is from RefSeq and is a predicted model, not a curated record. Gene Ontology annotation, molecular function: RNA polymerase II cis-regulatory region sequence-specific DNA binding; DNA-binding transcription factor activity, RNA polymerase II-specific. NCBI's taxonomy places the organism in Eukaryota, Metazoa, Chordata, Actinopteri, Beloniformes, Adrianichthyidae. The transcript is spliced from 2 exons. Gene Ontology annotation, biological process: regulation of transcription by RNA polymerase II. Bases 468 to 1760 code for a protein of 430 amino acids.
GACUGCUGGAUAUCACCUGGAACCCGCAGCUUCAGCUCCACCGCAUAGUCCUCCCCCAGGAUUGUGUGAUUGAAGAGGAUUUCUGCAACCAGCAUAGGAACGUCAGAGUGAACCAGGAAGAACCAGAACCUCCACAGAUUAAAGAGGAACAGGAAGAACCAGAACCUCCACAGAUUAAAGAGGAACAGGAAGAACCAGAACCUCCACACAUUAAAGAGGAACAAGAAGAACCAGAACCUCCGCAGAUUAAAGAGGAACCGGAAGAACCAGAACCUCUACAUUUUAAAGAGGAACCGGAAGAACCAGAACCGCUACAGAUUAAAGAGGAACAAGAAGAACCAGAACCUCCACAGAUUAAAGAGGAACAGGAGGAACCAGAACUUCAACAGAUUAAAGAGGAACAAGAAGAGCUCUGCGUCAGUCAGGUUGAAGACCAUCUUGAUCUGAAGCAGGAAACUGAAACCUUGAUGGAGAUUCCUACUUUUGAGGAACAUGAGAACAGUGAAGCAGAUCUAAACAAUCAGCAGAUCUUGAAUGGAACUGAUAGUCUGGAUGAACACACUUCAACUACAGAUGAAGAGAUAGACUCACUGAGCAGUUUUAGUAAAUCAACAAAUCUUAAAACACACAUGAAAACUCAAACAGGAGAGAAGACUUUUUCUUGUAAAGAAUGUGGCAAAAGUUUUAGUCGCAUACAUGACCUCAACAGACACAUAAGAAUUCACACAGGAGAAAAGCCUUUUUGUUGUAAAGAAUGUGAUAGAAGCUUUAGUGAUGUGUCUUCUCUGAAAUCACACAGGAAAGCUCACACAGGAGAGAAGCCUUUUUCUUGUAAAGAAUGUGAAAGAAGUUUUAGUGAUAUGUCCAAUCUCAAAAAACAUGUGAGAAUUCACACAGGACAGAAGCCUUUUUCUUGUAAAGAAUGCGAUGCAAGUUUUAGUCAAACAUCAAAUCUCAAGUCACACAUGAGAACUCACACAGGAGAGAAGCCUUUUUCUUGUAAAGAAUGUGACAGAAGUUUCAGUCAAAGAUCUAAUCUCAAAUUACACAUGAGAUCACAUACAGGAGAGAAGCCUUUUUCUUGUAAAGAAUGUGACAAAAGCUUUAGUUGCAUAUCUUAUCUCAAUUCACACAUGAAAACUCACACAGGUGAGAAGGCUUUUUCUUGUAAAGAAUGUGCUAAAAGUUUUAGUUGUAUAUCCCAUCUAAAAGCACACAUGAGAACUCACACAGGAGGGCAGUCUUUUCUAUGUCAAGAAUGUGGCAGAACUUUUAAUGAAUUAUCUUAUCUCAAAUCACACAUGAGAACUCAUACAGGAGAAAAGCCUUUUUCCUGUACAGAAUGUGACAAAAGUUUUAGUCAAAUAAAUAAUCUCAAAAGACACAUGACAGUUCAUACGAGAGAGAAGCCUUUUACUUGUGAAGAAUGUGGUAGAUGUUUUAGUCAGAUGUGUAUUCUCAAAAAACACAUGAUAAUUCAUACAGGAGAGAAGCCCUUUUCGUGUAAAGAAUGUGACAAAAGUUUUAACCGAAUAUAUAAUCUCCAAUCACACAUGAGAACUCACACAGGAGAAAAGCCUUUUCCUUGUAAAGAAUGUAAUAAACGUUUUAGUCAUGUAUCUGAUCUCAAAAGACAUAUGAGAACUCAUACAAGAGAGAAGCCUUUUCCUUGUAAGGAAUGUAAUAAACGGUUUAGUAUUGUGUCUAAUCUAAAAAAGCACAUGAGAACUCACACAGUAGAGUAUCGCCUCGUCUUGUAAAAAAUGUGCUGAAGUCCCCCCUAUGAAGUGUUUCAUUUAAAAAUGUUCCCAGUAGAGCUUCAAUCAAGACUAUGGUGUUUUUCACCAAAACCACACAAGCUAAAUCUUUUUAAAAAGACAUUGUCCAUGUUGAUCUGAGGCCUCUGCUUCCAAAAUCUCCUCUGAGAGGGUGUGGCUUUUGGAACUGAGUUAUUUCCAAGUCAAUGACUGAUGGUUCACAGUCAAUGGUUUGCACUAUUAUUGGUUUGUGCUGAGCAGAAGGGGGAGGAGCAAUAGUUCUCUGCAGCUGCACAGAGACUACGAAAGAGAGAGAGAUGUGCUAGAAGUUGCUUAAAUCUGUUUAAAAGGAAAAAGCUAAACAUUUUUAAAGGCAAAAGUUGAAUUUUUAUUUUAAUAUUUUAUCUGGGGUUAAUAAAUAAAAGCAUUUCAUAAUAUUCAUUCAUAUAUAAAAACACUUUUAAAUUAGAAAUUCAUUUUCUGCAUAGUUUUAUAUUUGUGUUGAUCAUGAAUUUAUUGAAGCAACAAAACAACCUAAAGAGCCGCUUCAGAGCCAAACUGGAAGAGACGAUAAUGUUAGUGAGCAGAACCAAGAGAGACGGUUCUCUAAGAAGAUCUGGAAGUUCCAUCACUAGCCCCGCCCCCUCCAGUCGGAAUGACAUUUUUUUUAAUGUGAGGAGGAGAAAGAAACUGCUGGAGGUCUUAAACAGUUCUUUGUGUUUUCAAAGACUUAGUUCCAGAUUGAACACAUAUGUAUAGAUGUAAGUUUUAUCCACAUCUCUCUUUGAACAGUGGAAUAGACCACAAAUGUCUGAACUUCGUGUCCUUUUUCACUCUGCUGUCUGAUUUAUGUCUUUAAUCUAGGGGUGUAAUGGAUCACAAAACUGCCAGUUCUGAUUGUGUCACUGUUUUAGGGUCACAGUUUGGAUCAUUUUUAAGAUCAGUAAAAAGAAAAAAAACAACUGCAAAAGACAACAAGAUAAAAACCUAACAUUACUUUUUGCAAAAGCUUGAAAACAAAUAUUUAAUAAUGUUAGCUCAUUGAGACCUAUUUACAAAACUUUGAACACAAACAAUAUGCUAAAACAUGUCGUUUCUGAUUACAUUUACCUGUCUUUAGACCAAAAUCUAAAAAAACCGAGAGAAAAAAAUGAUUAAAAAUAGUGUUGAAAAUACCAAAUCUAUCUGGGGUACCCACUAAUAUGCUAUCCUAAUUUGACACGAAUUGCAUUCAAUGUGAACGGACAAUUGAAAUUAUCAUAGCACGAGGUGUGCGGGUGGAAUGAAGGUUGAGGUGGUCCGUGGUACACAUGUGCAAAACCGUGGCUUCUGAUCCAUACGAACCAUGGAUUAUCCGUGAUCCGUUACACCCUUCUUUAAUCAUGUCGAUAGUUUGAACAAGAUCAUUGAUUUAAAAA